ACAGGACCACUUGUUCAAACUUUCAAAAGUAAUAUCCUCAGCUGUACGACUUUUUUUUCCUGAUGAAAUCCUUUCCUGUAAGACUUAUGAUUGGUUAAACGAGCAGUGGUGGUGCCUUUUCUGAAAGUACAUCUGUUACAUGUGCGGCAACUAAAGCAAAAGUGAACGCUGUUUUACGACAAAUUCCCUAAACUGCUCGGUUCAUGAACUCCUUUCUCAGUUUCCCCAAUCCCUAAGUUUCUGCUCACACUUUCCUCAUAUUUCAGGUGAUCAGAAUGGCUUCAAGUGAUAAUGGGAAUCUGAAAGAGCAAAUUGAGGAAUCCAGUGAUACUAAAACAACAGGGCAAAUUUCUCUUCAAGUUUCAUCGUCACAAAAGAUGCUUCUAAACAGUGAAAACCCUCAAAGAAAGCCAUUUAUGAACUCUAUGUCUCCGCCAAGUAGAUUCAAGUUUCUUGACUUUAGCUCUGCAUCUGCUAGUUUCAAGCGUUUUGCCGAAGAAAGAGAUGAGGUUUCUCGGUUGGUGGCUUCUUCAAGUGGUCAUAGGAUACGAGAACGUCUGACUGGGGUUUUUGCUAAAAAGAUUGAUUGGGUUUCUCUCAUGAAAAUGUGUAAGGAAUGGAUUAGGGACCCUAUGAAUAUGGCCCUUUUUGUAUGGAUCCUGGCUGUUGCUAUCUCGGGUGCUAUUCUGUUCCUUGUCAUGACUGGAAUGUUGAAUAAAGCACUCCCUAAGAAGUCCCAGAGAGAUGCCUGGUUCGAAGUCAACAAUCAAAUUCUCAAUGCUCUGUUUACUCUCAUGUGUUUGUACCAUCACCCUAAGCGUUUUUACCAUCUUGUACUUCUUUGUAGAUGGAAACCAGAAGAUGUUUCCCGACUCAGAAAGGUAUACUGUAAGAAUGGGACCUAUAAGCCCCAUGAGUGGGCACAUAUGAUGGUGGUUGUUGUGCUACUUCAUAUCAACUGUUUUGCUCAGUAUGCUCUUUGUGGUCUGAACUGGGGAUACAAGAGAUCUGAGCGACCUCCUAUUGGUGUUGGGAUAUGUAUGUCAUUUGCAAUAGGUGCACCAGCAUUGGCUGGUCUUUACACCAUUGUUAGCCCUCUUGGGAAGGAUUAUGUUUCUGAAGUGGACGAGGAAGCACAGGGGGGGAUUGAUGCUAGUGAAAUUAGAUUAGAGCAGUCAAGACGAAAAUCAUUCGAGAGGAGAUAUUCAUUUGCAUCUGGCGAGGGAGAGAGAAUUGUUGAAAGCAGACCGCUCUGGAGUGGAGGGAUACUAGACAUCUGGGAUGACAUUUCUCUAGCAUAUCUUUCUCUUUUUUGUACCUGUUGUGUGUUUGGGUGGAACAUGGAGAGGCUCGGUUUCGGGAACAUGUAUGUACAUAUUGCUACUUUUCUCCUGUUUUGUAUGGCUCCUUUCUGGAUUUUCAAUUUGGCUGCUGUGAAUAUCGAUAAUGAGACUGUCAGAGAGGCUCUUGGUUUUACCGGAAUUGUUCUUUGUCUGUUUGGUUUAUUGUAUGGUGGCUUCUGGAGGAUUCAAAUGAGGAAGAGAUUUAAUUUGCCAGCUUACAAGUUUUGUUUCGGUCAUCCAGCAGUAGCUGAUUGCACGCUAUGGCUAUGCUGUUGUUGGUGUGCCCUUGCUCAGGAAGCACGCACCGGCAAUUCUUAUGAUAUUGUAGAAGAUAAGUUCUUAAGAAAGCAAACAAACAAUGGUAACGAGGUGCGAAUGUCACCUUUACCUCGUGAACAAGGGAUUGGACGAUUUAGUUCUGACCCUAGUUCUUCGCCCGGGUACGGUUCUAGCCCAACCACGAGAUUUACAACCAAUUCUCCAAGUCCCAGAAUGAUUUCAAAGGAAUAUUAUAGUCCUGACCGACAGCUUUCUACAGUGAAAGAAGAGUUUUCUAUAGGAGGUAAAGAUGAAACUAUGAUUCCACCUACUCCGUCAUCGAUGACACAGAGAGAGGAAACACAAUCGAGGACAUUGACCAAUGAAUUGAAAUACAUUAUAUAAAUUUCACAUUUUCUCAUACUUCGUCAUUUCUUUUCCAUUUUUGGGGUGAAUAUGUAAGUAAAAUUUGGACUACAACGAUGUUGUGGAGACAUCUUUUUCUUAGCAGCAUUAGUUUUCAAAUGAUACUGCAAAUUUAGUUUAUGAGUGUAAAUUGUAACUUUGAUGCCUAACCUUGGCAUUAGCUUUACGAAGCAAUCUAAAGCUCAAGGGCAGUUUCCAAA
Gossypium raimondii (Peruvian cotton) is the source of this 2227-nucleotide messenger RNA. RefSeq lists its product as uncharacterized. Gene Ontology annotation, molecular function: cyclase activity. The transcript has 2 exons. NCBI's taxonomy places the organism in Eukaryota, Viridiplantae, Streptophyta, Magnoliopsida, Malvales, Malvaceae. The record is from RefSeq and is a predicted model, not a curated record. Bases 276 to 2006 code for a protein of 576 amino acids. Gene Ontology annotation, biological process: sesquiterpene biosynthetic process.